This is a messenger RNA of Phaeodactylum tricornutum CCAP 1055/1, 1939 nucleotides long. RefSeq names its product glucose transport protein. The transcript has a single exon. Gene Ontology annotation, cellular component: membrane. The record is from RefSeq and is a predicted model, not a curated record. Gene Ontology annotation, biological process: monosaccharide transmembrane transport. The coding region runs from base 309 to 1856 and encodes 515 amino acids. Gene Ontology annotation, molecular function: hexose transmembrane transporter activity. NCBI's taxonomy places the organism in Eukaryota, Bacillariophyta, Bacillariophyceae, Surirellales, Neidiaceae.
AAUCUUUUGGUUCGGUUCUGUUUGCUGCCCCGAGAGCAAGCCACCAACCCAAAAAGUUGUCUUCGCUACGAGAUAAUCGAUCGGCAUGGAUUCGCGAAAUCUUCCUUGGUCUUUGUAUUCGGUACCAUUCGCACGGUGUACCAACAGCCGCGAUCCUGAAGCUUCGUGUACUUGUAAACUAAAUUCGCGCUCUCUUCGUUUUCAGGCUGCCAACUCAACUUGCUCGCCACAAAAUAACUCUGUUUUGUUCCGGCAAAGCAUCUCGUCGGCAGUUCUAAAUACUGAAAUUUCGGCACUCCAACUUAAAGAUGGCCCCGCCCGACGACUACGGAGACGACGAGCGCGACACUUCCUCUCCUGACGAGGAGACGCCCUUGAUAAACAACUCUGCAAGCCCGAUAAACGAAAGGAACAAGUCAUCCAACAAGGGUGGCGGACGUUCCAACGAUUCUACGAUGCCUCGGUCACCGUCAUCGCCCAUAACCUCCACUUUAUUUUGGACUGUUUUCAUCGUCACAUUGGGAAGCUCGUUGCAAUUUGGAUACGGCACGGGUGUCAUGAACAACACCGAAAGCGUUAUACGGGCAUAUUUCGAAAAUGAACUCAAUCAAGAGUAUACGCUAUUACAAUGGAGUUUUACCGUCUCUAGCUACGGUAUAGGUGGACUGAUCGGCGCUCUACUCGGCCCUAAAGUAUUCGGCCGAUUCUGCGGACGCCGCACCACCUUGUUGAUCAAUAACUGUUUUCUGCUAUCAUCCUCCUACAUGAUUGUUGUGGCACCAGUUUGGUGGUACCAGGCUGUUGGACGAGUGCUGGUAGGGAUCGUUGCAGGAAUUGCAACGGCUGUGGUUCCGACCUACCUAUCCGAAAUUUCCCCUGUCGCCAUUCGGGGUGGUAUCGGGACAACGCACCAGUUGGGCAUCACGGUCGGUAUUUUACUGUCACAAGCCCUAUCAACGCCCAGCCUCAAUCUCUUCGGCUCCGAAAGCAUGUGGCAAUGGCUGUUUGCUGUUCCUCUCUUCUGCGGAUUGCUACAGUGUGUCGUGUUGCCGCUUUGCCCGGAAUCGCCCAGUUAUCUCUACCAACAUCAGGGUAAGGAGGCGGCUCGAGCCGCUAUUGUAAGAUUCCAGAGCGAAGAGGUAGCGGACGAGUAUCUGGCUUACAUACAAGAAGAGGACAACGAAGGCAACCAUACAUUAACGGUCAUCCAGCUUAUACUGGAUCGCUCGUUGCGUAAGCAGCUCAUUGUAGGUGUCAUGGUUCAGCUAAUGAUGCAGUUUUCGGGUAUCGACGCCGUGUUUUACUAUUCCAGUUCAGUCUUCCGGCAAGCCGACGUGGCCGAUCCCGAGCUUGCCACGACCUGUCUCGGUAUCGUCAACGUCUUCGUCACCAUUUUUGCCAUCCGCUACAUGGACGUGGCGGGUCGCAAAACGUUAUUGACUUACUCUUUGAUGGGCAUGUGUGCUAGCUUUGCGACAUUGACAGCAAGCUUCUUGCUCAAGCCGGUUUUCCCUUACAUGGAUCAGCUGUCGAUCAUAGCGACCACCGGCAUUAUCGUAUGUUUUGCCUUUGGACCGGGCUGCAUUGCAUGGUUCAUCAUUGCCGAGAUGUUCCCGCUGAAGGGUCGAGAUUCCGCCAUGGCGGUCGGAAUUUUCAUAAACUGGGUGGCCAACUGGUUGGUAGCCCUGACCUUUCCUAUUCUGCUCAAAACCUGCCAUGGCUAUACCUUUCUCAUUUUUGUGGCCACGACGGCCUACUUUUGCUUCUUUGCGAGGGAAUAUGUCCCCGAAACCAAGGGACGGACUAUCCGAGAAGUGACGGAAGUUUUUCGUGACAUCCCUUUAUCAACCUGUUAAAGAGUGCAAAAGCGGUUCCUUCUGUAAUAGGAUAGGAUUGCAAUGAAAUUCAAAUUUGGAAAAUAGUUUUACACCUUGCCUUU